AUGUCGGAAACCUUUCAAGUCCAGUGUCGAGGUCUACCGUGGGAAGCUACCGAAGAGGAUCUCCGAGGUUUUUUCGGAGGCAACGGGAUAGAAAGUGUGGAUAUUCCGAAGAGAAAUGGGCGUACUAGUGGAGACGCCACAGUCACUUUUAGCAAUGAAGAUGACUAUAAACUUGCUUUGAAAAAAGAUCGUGAGCAUCUGGGGUCCAGAUACAUAGAAGUUUUCCCAAUGAACUCAGCUCCAAGACGACGUGGUGAUCGUGAUGACUUUCGUCCGCGUGGUGGUGGCCCACCAAGAGAUCGAUAUUCGGAUAGAGGAGAGCAACAUAGAAGUGGGGGUACUGGAGGACCCGAUCCAAUCAUAAGGCUUCGAGGAUUGCCGUUUUCUGUCACAGCUCGAGAUAUCAACGAUUUCUUACAACCUCUUGGAAUUGUUAGGGACGGAAUUCUUCUUCCCGAUCAACAACGUGCUCGUCCCAGCGGCGAAGCGUACAUUGUUUUUGAUAUGCUAGAAAGUGUUCAAAUAGCGAAACAGCGACAUAUGAAGAACAUCGGGCAUCGUUAUAUUGAAGUCUUUGAAGCAACGCAUCGCGAGUUGCAAAGAUUUGCCGAUGACAACGGGCUUCGUGUUCCACGAAUGGGGCCAUCUCCAUUCAUCUCGUCUCCUCCAACUGCUGGACCACCAAGAGGAGCCUAUGAUCCGUAUAGUUCUACUGAUAGAUACCGUACUCAUAGUGGUGGAGACUAUCGUCGUUCGGAGCCUGAAGAUCCAUAUGGGCGGCCUCGUCCAGCUCCGGCUGCAUCAGACUAUGGAUCACGUGUGGGUUACGAUCCAUACCAACAAACUGCUCCUUCGUCCUAUCCAGCUCAACAACCAGCUAGUGGAUUUUACGAUAACUACUCAUCGAACCCGACCGGUUACGAAACUUAUGGACGUGAACGGGUUCCAGAUCCUCGUGACAUUGGGAGAGAUUCGAUUCGGGAUUCUAGAUUGUCUGAUUCAAGAUUAGGGGAUUCUAGACCACCAGUUGAUCCAUAUCCGGUGGAGUCAAGGUAUCCGGAUUAUGGCUAUGACUCCAGGGAUUCAAGAGAUUCUUAUUGGCGUGGAGGUGGGGCCAGUGAACCAAGACAUGGUAGUGGUGGAGUACCACCGGCACCUGCUUCAAGAGACCCUUAUUCAGUGGGAGAUUCAUGGGCGAGUGGAGGAGGGGCGGAUAGAGGAAGAGACUUGGCUUCUGAUAGAUCUCUAGAUCGGUACGGAAGUGGUGGUUAUACAAGUGAGCCAUAUGCACAGAGAGAAGCUGGGGGCGCCCUUCGUCGUUCAGAAUACGGACGUCCGGAUGAUCGUUAUAGUAGACCAGAUCCAUAUGGUGGACAUGGAAGAGAACGCGAACGUGACUACGGAAGUCACUCAACAAUGGCGCCUUCACAAAGUCAACACUUCGUUCUCCGUAUGCGUGGAGUACCAUUCCGUGCGACCGAAGAAGAUGUCUACGACUUUUUCCGUCCAAUCCGUCCAAAUAAAGUCGAGUUGAUUCGUGAUAAUCAAUUCCGAGCGAGUGGAGAUGCACGAGUCAUAUUCUUCAGUCGAAAGGAUUAUGAUGAAGCUUUGAUGAAGGACAAGCAGUAUAUGGGAGAAAGAUACAUAGAGAUGAUACCAGAUAAUGGAAGAUACUAA
Molecule: messenger RNA, 1677 nt
Organism: Caenorhabditis remanei
Lineage: Eukaryota; Metazoa; Nematoda; Chromadorea; Rhabditida; Rhabditidae
Exons: 7
Coding region: 1-1677 (558 amino acids)
Biological process (GO): regulation of RNA splicing
Cellular component (GO): ribonucleoprotein complex; nucleoplasm
Molecular function (GO): RNA binding
Source: RefSeq, a predicted model, not a curated record